AUGAGCCAGUUGAGUCAUGAGCCGACCAAGAGUAGAACCUCUAAACCCCUCGACUUUGCAGACCCUAUCAAGAUCAACCAGGAGGAGCGCUGCUCGUCCUCCUCGUUCGCACCAACACCAUCUUCUUCCUCACUUGGCUUUACGCCAAACCAAGGGAACCUGCUGUAUAAUCCCACCGGCGAGAGCGUCCGUGAAGUGCACUACAACUCUUCCAAAGCGGAGUAUGAGGGCGAAUCGUCGCUUUUCGCUCACGCCGUCUUCGCUAGUCAAUUUCUGCAGAAUGCCAUUAACAACACGACCAACGCCGAGGUCGCACACGAGAUGGAAGCUGUCCUCGACGGCCUCAGGGCUGCCGUUCAUUCUGGGAAACAACAGUCUGAUACGCUCGAUAAACUGUAUCCUCAUGCCAAGGCCAUCCCACCCGGCUUGACGACCCGCAACCUCCCUUUGCCGCCCAUCGACAAGGUAUUCAUAUGCUUGCGUAUGGCCAGGGAAUGCCCGCAAGUGGCCAUGCUAUGGCUGGGGGACUUUAUUAGGCCCACCCAGUUCAGCGACUAUUUUAUCAAAAUCGCAUCGCCUGGUCCAGCUACCGAAGCUGACUUGAUCAUCGUCCAUUGCGGUCUUUACUGGCUGUUCUGUGAAUGCUCCAAAGCCGUCACCGACGAAGAAACAAAGCAAGACUACGACGCGCAGGCUUUCAUAUGCGAGGCGAACCUCCAGACUGUCCUUGCCAACCUUCGCUUUCAUCAGCCAACAAAUAUGGACUUCAUAUAUGCCAUGGGCAUGGCGUCGAUGUAUUGCCUUCAAAAGAGCAAGCCAUCUGCCGCGUGGAAUUUCAUCAAUUCAGCCUCGCAUAUGGUACAAGCUCUUGGCUUACAACAUAACGUGCCUACAGGCAUAGAGCGGCCAGAAGAAAAGACCCAGAAGAUGAACUUGUUCUGGACCAUAUACAUGACCGAGAAGAUGCUAUCGCUACGCCUAGGUCGUUCAUCGACCUUCCGAGAUCAGGACAUCACCCUGACCCGUCUUGGUAUGGAGCGUCCCAGCGGUUCUUUCUUGGCCGAACUGGCUCCCGGUUGGAUCAACAUAGCGAGUAUACAGGGUCGGAUAUACGACGACAUCUACAGUCCAGGAGCCCUCAUGCAACCGCUGCACAUCCGGACGUCUCGUGCCCGGGCUCUUGUAGCGGAGUUAAAAACUGCCAUGCAACAUGCGCAAGGCAUCCACGACCAUUACGAGGCGAGCAAAGGGCAAGUACUGGGACUGGAUUACCACGAAAUAGCAAGACGUUCUGACCGAGUCAUUGGCCUUUCCAUGCUUACGCUCAUCUACCGGAGCAUCGCCCCGGAGAAGCCAUCGACGUCUGCAUUUUGUGAAGAAUGCAUCGAUGCCGCCAGGGAUACGCUCCAAGAACACGACCGCUGCGUCGCCGUGAUCACCGAGGCGCGAGGGAGGACGGUGUUCCUGGAAGCAUACAUCAACUGGACCAUCACCCAGUCUCCAUUCAUCCCCUUCAUCAUUCUGUUCUGCCACAUCAUCGAGACGUCCGAGGCCUCAGACCUCGAGCACAUGAGAGGUCUUGUCGAGACGCUCGAGUCUACAUCGGACUCCCGCGCACAUAACACAUGCGGCAAGCAACGUCGCCUUUUCAAGGCGUUGUACGACGUCGCCGCCAAGUAUGUCGAGGUCAAAUCCCGCGCGGACGGUGGGCAAGGGGGGAUGUCGUGGUCAAUGGCUCAGCAGCAGUAUGCCGAUGCAUUCGCCGGCACGACCUCUAACGGUCUCGGGCUCGGUACAUUGGACUCGGGAGGAAUUGUGGGAGCCCCGGGGACGAAUACUGCAGAUGCUCCUAGUCACAUGGCGUCGCACAGCGAGGCUAACGAGGACGGGAUGGGGCUUGUAAAUGGGCUGGUCGGGCCUACAGCGAUGCAGAACACGGUAUUUGGGGAUGUGGACAUGGAGAUGGAUCUCUCGGGAGCUCAACUUUGGGACUGGUUCAACAAAAACCAGUCCAUCAUGAGGAUGCUUGAGGAUACAUAG
This is a messenger RNA of Aspergillus chevalieri, 2040 nucleotides long. Its product is annotated as putative C6 transcription factor. The record is from RefSeq and is a predicted model, not a curated record. NCBI's taxonomy places the organism in Eukaryota, Fungi, Ascomycota, Eurotiomycetes, Eurotiales, Aspergillaceae. The transcript is spliced from 4 exons. Gene Ontology annotation, molecular function: DNA binding; zinc ion binding. Gene Ontology annotation, biological process: DNA-templated transcription. Bases 1 to 2040 code for a protein of 679 amino acids.